Molecule: messenger RNA, 1869 nt
Organism: Marasmius oreades (fairy-ring Marasmius)
Lineage: Eukaryota; Fungi; Basidiomycota; Agaricomycetes; Agaricales; Marasmiaceae
Exons: 6
Coding region: 1-1869 (622 amino acids)
Source: RefSeq, a predicted model, not a curated record
AUGUCGACACACGAACUCCCAGUAAAAACUAAACGGACUUCUUGGAUCCGCAAACGACCUUCAUCAAGCGCUGGCCAUGCUACAUCAGCUCCGGAUUCCCAACUUGUUGUUCACCCUCUGGGGGGAGCAGAGGGUGAACAGAGCAACGAUUACGUUCAGGGUGCACCACUAAGUCGUGCUGCCACCGCCGAUUCCGCCACCACGAAAAGAUGGUCUAAUGCUUUAUUGAACGGUACAAAGGUCUUCUCAUCGUCGUCUACUCAGUCCAGCGAUACCCCCAACCACAAUGAACUCGGGCGCACCAAAUCUAGCCAAACCCAAGCUUCAACAGCACCGGAAAUGAGAGUCCCAGACAUAGCGAAAUCUGCAUCGGGCUCCUUCGCCCGAAUGUCUCUGAGCUCGGUCAUGGGAGGUCUUUCAUCUAUUUCCCUCUCUAGAACCAGUACCAACACAAGUAUCGACGACAGGGAGAAGGAGAAAGAGAGGGACAAGGACAAGGACAAGGACAAGGAGAGGGGAAGACCUAUUUCACCAAUUCAAUCCGGACGCUCUCACUCACAAGCUCCUCCACAUUCCGACCCUCCAUCCAGAAGUCAAUCUCGAGCACGUUCACAGUCACCCUUCUCCUUACGCCGUUUUCGUAAUCGUGAUCCGUCUCCCGCCCCAUCUGCUAUCCCACUAGCUCAGUCAGACGUCGAGUCCGAUGCUUCUUCAGUCCAUGCGUCGAUACAUCCUCGUAAUGCCUUCACCGAUCACGACUCCGACGACGAAACCAUCUAUGAUGGUGAAACGGAGGAUGAAGACUGGAGCGCAGAUGAAGACAUCGACGGUUUUGAUCAGGAAACUGAGCGGAACACUGAGGCUAAUGCGUUUACGGAUCCCACUUCUGCUGAUGGUGUCGAACCCGAGUUAGACAUUGACCCUCUCGGCGAAGGCGUCAAUGUUGUCCUACCACCCGAACCUUACUUUCCAACCACGCUCAACGCGAGUACCGCUCCACGUGGAAGACGCAUUAAACGCAAAAAGUCUGUUCGACAUCAUGAACCACUGCCCCUGAAGACGAGCCGUCCUCAUUUCCAACGCGAUCGGUGUACGAUUACCUUGACGCAAGGUGAUCCGGAGGGGAAGUUGGAAGGGAGGAAAAAGAAGAUGUACGUUGUUGGGAGUGAUUUAAGUGAAGAGUCGAGGUAUGCGGUCGAAUGGGGAAUCGGAACGGUGCUUAGAGAUGGGGAUGAGAUGUUGAUUGUUACUGUUGUUGAGAACGACGCGCGGGUCGAUCCAGCGACACCAAACACCGCUGAUCGAACGGGCAAGUUAAGAAGCCAACAAGAGCGCCAAGGACUCGCGUACAUCCUGGUCAGACAAGCGACCAGCUUGCUUCAGCGAACCACGUUGAAUGUCACCAUCGCAUGUCAAGCAUGGCAUGCUAAGAAUGCAAGGCAUAUGUUGUUAGACAUUGUUGAUUAUAAUGAGCCUGUUAUGCUGAUAGUCGGGUCGCGUGGGUUGGGUCAGUUGAAGAACAUUUUAUUGGGAUCUACGUCUCACUAUCUCAUUCAGAAAUGUUCAGUCCCUGUAAUGGUUGCCCGCCGACGUCUUAAACGCCCACCACGCAAAUCCGCUCAUCUCGCGAAACACCGUGCACACGUGUCUCUUGCGGAGGCUGGAAUCGAUCGUGUGGCUGCGAGGGUGGACGAAGAUAUUCGAGCUAUGCGUGAGACUAUUCAAAGAGACGAUGAGACCAGAGAAAGGAAUAAUGUUGCGAUCGCUGAAGGGGGCCCUGCAACUCUCGAUGAGGCGCAGAUGGACGAGGACGAGGGUAGUGUGAGCGAAGAGGAAGGGAGGGAGGGUAUCAAAGUUGCGGGAAAGUAA